Mangifera indica (mango) is the source of this 2274-nucleotide messenger RNA. Its product is annotated as pollen receptor-like kinase 3. Bases 1 to 2148 code for a protein of 715 amino acids. Lineage: Eukaryota; Viridiplantae; Streptophyta; Magnoliopsida; Sapindales; Anacardiaceae. Gene Ontology annotation, molecular function: protein kinase activity; protein binding; ATP binding. The record is from RefSeq and is a predicted model, not a curated record. Gene Ontology annotation, biological process: protein phosphorylation. The transcript has 2 exons.
AUGGCCGUGACAUUAUUGCACUGGAUUCCCAGGCCAUUAAUCUGUGUUCUCUUUUCAAUCUUCAUGAUCACAUCGUUUGGAGUUGGAUUUUCGCAAUCCGGAUCCGAAUCCGAUGCGUUGUUGAAGCUCAAGGAUUCCUUCACAAACGCAGAUGGGCUUAUAUCCUGGCAACAAAGCAAGCCACCGUGUAGUGGGUUGAAAGAACAAUGGAAAGGCGUAGCUUGUUUUGAGGGCAGUGUCACGGGUAUUCAGCUUAAUAAUUUGGGAUUGGGAGGAACGAUUGAUAUUGAUGCCUUGGUUGAGCUUCGUAAUCUUCGUACGUUUAGCAUGGUUAACAACUCUUUCUCUGGUGGGUUGCCAGCAUUUAAUCGUUUAAGUAAUUUGAGGGCAAUUUACUUGUCGAUGAAUCAUUUUUCGGGUGAGAUAUCUACGGAUUAUUUUGAUAAAAUGGAUGGCUUGAGAAAAGUUUGGCUUUCGAAUAAUAACUUCACAGCUCACAUUCCUGCAUCGUUGUUUCGAUUGUCUUAUAUUACUGAGUUACAUCUUGAGAACAAUCAAUUUAAUGGGAGAAUUCCAUCGUUUGAGCAGCCAUCUUUGAGGCAGCUUAAUCUUUCGAAUAAUGAAUUGGAAGGGGAGAUUCCACAUAGUUUGACAAGAUUCGAUGCGAGUUCUUUUUCAGGAAAUCCAGGUCUUUGUGGGGAAAAAAUCGGAGUCGAUUGUAAUAAGAAUUCCAGUAAAGACAAGACACCUAGUAAUGAGAAGACGCCGACAGAGGAUUCGACUCCAACAAUGUCUGCAACGAAGAGCCCUCCUGAGCCCCCUGCGGGAAAGGAAGACCAGAUAAAGAUCAUUGCUGCAUCAACAACUUUAACUGUGAUGUUGAUUUCAAUUGCAGUUGUGUGUAUACUGAAAUGGAGGCGGAAAGAUAAGGCAUUUGAUGUGCUUGAAAAGGACCCUGGAAGUCCUCAUGCAGUCGAUGUUCGGGUUUCUGUGUCAAGUAGAAACGACUUGGAGCUGAACAUUAAGCCAGGAUCAACUCGAAGAGGGAGUGUUCAGUCAAGGAAUGCCAAUCAAAGUCAAGCGAAGACUGGCGGCUUGGGGGAGCUAGUGAUGGUGAAUGAUGCAAAGGGAGUGUUUGGUUUGCCUGAUUUGAUGAAGGCAGCUGCCGAAGUGCUUGGAAAUGGGGCUUUGGGGUCGUCGUAUAAGGCGCAGAUGGGUAAUGGGGUGAGUGUGGUAGUGAAGAGGAUGAGAGAAAUGAAUGCAAAGGGAAAAGAAGGAUUUGAUGCAGAGAUUAAGAAGCUUGGAACGAUAAAACACUCUAAUCUCUUGACACCUUUGGCUUACCAUUACAGGAAAGAUGAGAAACUUCUGGUGUAUGAAUUCAUUCCAAAAGGCAGCUUGCUUUAUCAACUGCAUGGUGAUCGUCGCCAAUCACACGAAGAACUCAACUGGCCUGCUCGGUUAAAAAUCAUUCAGGGGAUUGCCAGAGGGAUGGGCUGUCUACAUUCUCAACUAGCUUCUCUCGACUUGCCUCAUGGAAAUCUCAAAUCAAGCAACAUCCUUCUAGGCCCUGACAAUGACCCAUUGAUUUCAGAGUAUGGAUUGAGCCCUUUGAUUAAUCCUUCCAAUCUUGGAGAAGCGAUGUUCGCAUACAAGGCCCCAGAAGUUGUGUCAGCAGGAAAAGUGUCACCAAAAUGUGAUGUGUACUGUCUAGGAAUUGUCAUUCUUGAGAUCCUGACAGGGAAAUUCCCAUCUCAAUAUCUCAACGAUGGUAAAGGAGGGACAGAUGUGGUACAAUGGGUGGUCUCUACGUCUAAAGAGAGAUUUACAGAACUUCUUGAUCCAGAGAUUGCAAGUUCAACUGAUUCACUCGAUGAAAUGGAACAACUUCUCCACAUUGCCUCAGCUUGCACCGAAAGCGAUCCUGAUGAGCGCUUAGACAUGAGCGAAGCAGUGAGGAGAAUACAGGAAAUAAGAUCAGCGGGAGAAGGGCAAGAGCCUCAGCAGUUUGAAGACUUGCCGAUGCUUAGAGAUGGCUCUGGAGAUGCCCUCCAGACUGAUAAAACUUCAAGUUAUCAACAAGGGCAUGCGUAUUUACUGGAGAGAAAUGAAUCAGGCAGCUUUGAUAAUCACAUUAUGGGGCGUUAAGAUAGAGAUAAUUUAACCCAUCGGCAUAUUAACAACAAUUCUGACGAAAUUCAUGGGGUUCAUGAAGGGGAGAGGGAGAGUUUUCGGCUGCUAAUGCUAGAGCUUUGCCAACCCAAAGAGAAAAAG